CCCCCAAUUCGAUUCAAAAACCUGUUUUCUGCUCAAAGUUUCAAUCCUCCGGAAAUGGAUCGUUUGAAGCUUUUCGACAGCGACGGCGAUUCUUCAGACGAAGACCUAUCUAAAAUUGAAAUCAACCAGGAAUUUGCCAAACGCUACGAGCACAACAAGAAGCGAGAGGAGCUGCACAGGUACGAAGCGCUCAAGAAGCAGGGCAGAGUCGACUCAUCGGACUCGGAUUCAGAGGAAUCGUCGUCUGGGGAGGAGGAGUUGAAGAAACCGAGUAAGAAGACUGACACUAAAUUUUUUGAGGCGUUGAUUAAGGUGAAAAAUCAAGACCCGGUUUUGAGGGAGCAAGAUGCGAAAUUGUUCGAAUCCGAUGACGAGGAUAGCGAUGAAGACGAGGAUACUGCUAGCAUGAAGAAGGGGAAGCCUAUGUAUUUGAAAGAUGUCGUUUCGAAGCAAUUGAUUGAGGCGGGUCCAGAGUUAAGUGAUGAAGAGGACAUAAUUGGGGAUGACGGCGCGAAUGAUAAGCUGAAGAGUUAUUCGCAAGAGCAGGAGGAGCUGAGGAAGCAGAUUGUGAAAUCUCUGGAGGAGGGGAAAUCUGAUGAUGACGAUGAUGGGGAUUUUUUGAGAGUGAAGAGUAGUGCCAAGGAUGAGGAAGAUGAAGAGGAGGAUAAUGUGCUUGGGGAGAAGAUGAAUGAGUAUUUUGGAGACGAUGAGAAGUUGGAUAACGAAGAGAUGUUUUUGAAGGAUUAUUUUCGGAAAAGGAUGUGGAUUGAUGAAGAGAAAAGUCAAGGCCAUGGCGAUGUGGAUGUAAACAUUUCAGAGGAUGAGGAUGAGGUGGAGAAGCAAGAGGAUUAUGAGAGGGAAUUCAACUUUAGGUUUGAGGAGAAUGCUGGCGACAGGGUGAUGGGGCAUUCGAGGAAAGUGGAGGGAUCCGUGAGGAAGAAGGACAAUGCGAGGAAGUCACAGAGGGAGAGGAAAGAGGAGAGGAUUGGGCAGGCGGAGUUUGAGAGGAAGGAGGAGCUGAAGAGGUUGAAGAAUCUGAAGAAGAAAGAGAUAAAGGAAAAGUUAGAGAAGAUUAGGGAGGUGGCUGGGACUGAAGGGAUCUUUCUAGAUAAGGAUGAUUUGGAGGAUGAAUUUGAUCCUGAAGCACAUGAUAAAAAGAUGAAUGAAGCAUUUGGUGAGGAGUAUUAUGGUGCUGAGGAUGUUGAUCCGCAGUUUGGGACUGAUGAUGAUGAAGAUGAGGAGCUUGAGAAACCAGAUUUCGACAAAGAAGAUGAGUUGCUUGGACUUGACAAGGGUUGGGACGAGGUGGAUAAGUCGGGAGAAGGGUUCAAGUCGUUUAGAGAACGAAUUAUUAAAGAUAGGUUAGCCAGUGGGGAGGAGGAAGAAGAUGGAGAGGAUGAGGGAAAGCAGAGGGGAAGUAAGAGGAAGAGGAAGCACAAGCCGAGCGAAGUAGAGAAGGCGGUUAUAGAGGAGCUAUUGGAUGAGUACUAUAAGUUAGAUUAUGAGGACACCAUUGGAGACUUGAAAACUAGAUUCAAAUACAGACCAGUUAAGGCUAAGAGAUUUGGAUUGAGCGCGGAAGAGAUUCUUGCUCUGGACGACAAAGAGCUGAAUCAGUAUGUCUCUUUGAAGAAGAUAGCUCCAUAUAGGGAGAAGGAAUGGAAGGUACCUAGGAUCAAGACUAUCCAGCUAAAGGAGAGUAAAUACAGAAAGGGUAAUACUUCUAAGGCUGUUGAUGAAGACAGGAAGGGGAAGGGGAAGGGGAAGGGGAAAGAGGUGGAGGUUAAUGCGGUUGGAAGUGAGAAAUCACGGCCAGUGGAGUCGAAUGGGGAGGAGAAAACUGUUUCAAGAAAGAGGAAGAGAAAACAGCAACAGGCUGAGCUCAAGAUAUCACAGUCCAGGCUUAUGGCAUAUGGGAAAAUUCCAUCCAAAUCUAAGAGCAAGAACUGAUUUUUUUUGGAUACUUUGAUGUUUAGAAGGUGUUGUGUUUCUGCAAGCACACAUAUAAUCUGUUUGUUGAUGUGCCUAGUAAUGUUUUCUUUUUUGCUUUGCUUGCUGCUCUUUCUUUGUUUGGCCAUUUAUGAUGAGAAUGGUUGUUUCAGCAUUAGCAAAAGAGUGUGUAAUUUUGGAAGAUGAACAUUAUGAAUGAAUUUGGCCGUGUUUAUUAA
Molecule: messenger RNA, 2168 nt
Organism: Salvia splendens (bonfire salvia)
Lineage: Eukaryota; Viridiplantae; Streptophyta; Magnoliopsida; Lamiales; Lamiaceae
Product: protein KRI1 homolog
Exons: 1
Coding region: 55-1950 (631 amino acids)
Biological process (GO): endonucleolytic cleavage in ITS1 to separate SSU-rRNA from 5.8S rRNA and LSU-rRNA from tricistronic rRNA transcript (SSU-rRNA, 5.8S rRNA, LSU-rRNA)
Cellular component (GO): 90S preribosome; nucleolus
Source: RefSeq, a predicted model, not a curated record